Messenger RNA from Octodon degus (degu), 2551 nucleotides. RefSeq names its product CTD small phosphatase 1 (gene Ctdsp1). Bases 323 to 1108 code for a protein of 261 amino acids. The transcript has 7 exons. Gene Ontology annotation, molecular function: RNA polymerase II CTD heptapeptide repeat phosphatase activity. The record is from RefSeq and is a predicted model, not a curated record. NCBI's taxonomy places the organism in Eukaryota, Metazoa, Chordata, Mammalia, Rodentia, Octodontidae.
CGGCCGCAGAAGUGUUGAAAGCCGCGGCCGAGUCCAGGUCACGCCGAAGCUGUUGCCCUUUUAAGGGGGAGCCUUGAAACAGCGCCUGGGUUCCAUGUUUGCAUCCGCCUCGCGGGGAGGAAACUCCAUGUUGUAACAAAGUUUCCUCCGCGCCCCCUCCCUCCCCCUCCCCCUUAGAACCUGGCUCCCCUCCCCUCCGAAGCUCGCGGGGAUCCCUCCCUUCCACGCUCCCCUCCCCCCCGCGCCCCGAUUCCGGCCAGAGCCGGGGGGGAGGCCGGGCGCCGGGGCCAGAGUCCGGCCGGAGGGGAGCGCGCCCGGCCCCAUGGACAGCUCGGCCGUCAUUACUCAGAUAAGCAAGGAGGAGGCGCGGGGCCCGCUGCGGGGCAAAGGUGACCAGAAGUCAGCCACUUCCCAGAAGCCGCGGAGCCGGGGCAUCCUCCAUUCGCUCUUCUGCUGUGUGUGCCGUGAAGAUGGAGAGGCACUGCCUGCUCACAGUGGGGCACCCCUGUUGGUGGAAGAGAAUGGUGCCAUCCCCAAGCAGAGCCCAGUGCAGUACUUGCUCCCCGAGGCCAAAGCCCAGGACUCUGACAAGAUCUGCGUCGUUAUCGACCUAGAUGAGACCCUGGUGCACAGCUCCUUCAAGCCAGUGAACAAUGCCGACUUCAUCAUCCCGGUGGAGAUCGAUGGGGUGAUUCAUCAGGUCUACGUGCUGAAGCGGCCCCAUGUUGACGAGUUCCUGCAGCGAAUGGGUGAGCUCUUCGAAUGCGUGCUGUUCACCGCCAGCCUGGCUAAGUACGCAGACCCAGUAGCUGACCUGCUGGACAAGUGGGGGGCCUUCCGGGCCCGGUUGUUUCGAGAGUCAUGUGUCUUCCACCGGGGAAACUAUGUGAAGGACCUGAGUCGGCUGGGCCGAGACCUCCGGCGGGUGCUCAUCCUGGACAACUCUCCGGCCUCCUAUGUCUUCCACCCAGACAAUGCCGUACCAGUGGCCUCGUGGUUUGAUAACAUGAGUGACACUGAACUCCAUGACCUCCUCCCUUUCUUUGAGCAACUCAGCCGAGUGGACGACGUGUACUCAGUGCUCAGGCAGCCUCGGCCUGGGAGCUAGUGAGGCGCCAUGGGGCCAGGACCUGCCCCUGGCAGAAGCCUGCACCUCCUGCCACGCAGACUCUGGGUACUUGCCUGUACUCUUUCCUAAGAAGCCUGCAGGCUGCACCACGUUCACAGCCCUGGGGAAGCAGGCAUCGCCCCUGUUAGCCCCACUGGCUGCACCAAGAACGAUGAGCCCCUGGGCCUCUGUCAGUGCCUUCAAACCUCUGCCCCCCUUUUAGGGGGACCGGGGACCCUGCCUGCUGCUCCCCUUUCUGUCUCCUUUCUCCAUGCUGCCAUGUUUCUCUGCUGCCAAAUUGGGCCCCUUAGCCCUGCCUAGUUCUGCUUUGGCUGUGAAGACAGGGUUUUUGACCCCCAGCCUGGUAACAGUGGACACCAAGUGCCUUGCGUAAAUGCUCUCUUCCCUAUCAGCUUGCCCAGGGACAACAACACAGCCAUGCUCCUGCCAUCUCCCACUGGAAAAGUGCAGGGGGCUGCACUCUAGGCUGGUGCAGGAAGAACCAAUCUUGUCCUGCCCAUUCUCCGCCUUGGGACUGAUAGGACUGAUGGAGCCACCAGCAGUUUCUGCCCUGAGGGAGAGACAAGAGGGGAGGUCUGUUACUAUUGGUGAGGGGAGCAGCUUCACUUCUUGAAGGCUGACAGCUGCUCCCCACAGCACCCAACCUUGGACCCCCUACUUCUGCCUUAACCACCCUAAGGCCCUGCAGCUUGGUUCCCCAAGCUCUAAGUGGGGGCAUAGGCAGGACCCCCUUGUGGUGCCAUAUAAAUAUGUAUAUGUGUAUAUAGACUUUUAAGGGAAGGGGGGGAAGGGUUGGGAUAGACAACCUUUCCUCCCCCUUUCCUGGGCCCAGAAAUUAGGGGGAGGGAGGGAAAGGAUUUUUACAUUUUUUAAAAACUAUUUUCUGAAUGGAACAAGCUGGGCCAUGGGGGCUCCGGCUCUGUCCUCAGUCCCUCACACCCCCCACCCUUGCUCCAUUCGUUCAAAACUACUCUAGCACCUUCUAUGCCCAGCAAUGUGCUAGGUCCACCAGCUAAGUGUGUAGGGGUCUCCACCCAUAAUUGGUGCCUCUCCCCACCCACUUCAGACUUCACAGGUGCCUUAGAGGUAUCUGCAGGAGGUGGGACCUUAUUGGGCUUGGGGGGGUUCUCUAGAACACCUGGCCAAGCUGUCCCCCUCUUCUGUGCCAGCCCACCCUCUGCAACCUCUUCUGACCCCCUGCUGGCUGGGGGCUCGCCCCCAGGAUUUCUUGCCUUCCAACUCUGACUUAUGUUUCUGAACCCCCACACCAGUGGAGUCUGGAUCAGGGACCCCACAAACCAGUGCCAAGGGAGUUGGUGGUGGAGGGAGGAUAUUGGUGACCUGAGUCGGGUGACCUUCCUGUUUAAGUGCCUUCUCUGACAGCCUCACAGUGUGACAACUAAAGAGAAAGCCAGGCCCCCA